AUAACACCACUUUAACAAACACAAGUAUAAAUUAACAAAGCUUAAAGUGCAAGAUAUUAAUAGUAUCAAUUAAAAUUCUAAGCUUAAGUAAAAAAAAAUACAAUGCCAAUUUCAAGAAUUGCAAUUGGAAGUCCUUCUGAGUUUGGCAAAGCUGAUGCACUCAAAGCAGCAUUAGCUGAAUUCAUUUCAAUGCUCAUAUUUGUGUUUGCAGGAGAAGGCUCUGGCAUGGCUUAUAAUAAGCUUACGGACAAUGGUGCAGCAACACCAGCUGGGUUGGUGGCUGCAUCACUAUCACAUGCUUUUGCUCUUUUUGUUGCUGUUUCCGUUGGUGCUAACAUCUCUGGUGGACAUGUUAACCCUGCUGUUACUUUUGGUGCAUUUGUUGGUGGACAUAUUACUCUUGUUAGAGGUGUUUUGUAUUGGAUUGCGCAAUUGCUUGGUUCUGUUGUUGCUUGCUUGCUCCUUAAAAUUGCCACUGGUGGAUUGGAAACAUCUGCAUUCUCAUUAUCUUCCGGAGUAGGAGCAACAAACGCACUUGUGUUUGAGAUUGUGAUGACAUUUGGUUUGGUUUACACAGUGUAUGCAACUGCAAUAGAUCCAAAGAAUGGUAGUCUUGGAACAAUUGCUCCAAUUGCAAUUGGUUUCAUUGUGGGGGCCAACAUUUUGGCAGGUGGGGCUUUUGAUGGUGCUUCUAUGAACCCAGCAGUUUCUUUUGGGCCUGCUGUUGUUAGCUGGACUUGGGCUAAUCAUUGGGUCUAUUGGGUUGGGCCAUUGAUUGGUUCUGCUAUUGCUGCUGUUGUUUAUGAGAUUUUCUUCAUUACCCCUGGCUCUUAUGAACAGUUACCUGUUGCAGAUUAUUAAGUCCUAGAGUCAUAGGUUGUUUGUUGUUUUGUAUUUUCUUGUUUUCACAUGUUUUAAUUUUCUGUUAUUUUUGUCAUGUUCUGUAAGAUUAUUUUCCUAAGUAAUGAUGAUGAUGUUUUAUAAUCUUUAAACAUGUAUUUGUCUCCGACUCCGUGAAUAUUUGCUUAUAAUUAUGUUGUAAGGGAGAUGAUACAUAUUGUGAGUAUUAUAUCAACCCAACUUUUCGAAAA
This is a messenger RNA of Vicia villosa (hairy vetch), 1091 nucleotides long. RefSeq names its product aquaporin TIP1-2-like. Lineage: Eukaryota; Viridiplantae; Streptophyta; Magnoliopsida; Fabales; Fabaceae. Gene Ontology annotation, cellular component: membrane. Bases 103 to 861 code for a protein of 252 amino acids. Gene Ontology annotation, molecular function: water channel activity. Gene Ontology annotation, biological process: transmembrane transport; water transport. The transcript has 3 exons. The record is from RefSeq and is a predicted model, not a curated record.